This is a messenger RNA of Gopherus flavomarginatus (Mexican gopher tortoise), 6338 nucleotides long. It is a transcript of the gene IQSEC1, whose product is annotated as IQ motif and Sec7 domain ArfGEF 1. Gene Ontology annotation, biological process: regulation of ARF protein signal transduction; actin cytoskeleton organization. Bases 577 to 3813 code for a protein of 1078 amino acids. The transcript is spliced from 16 exons. Lineage: Eukaryota; Metazoa; Chordata; Testudines; Testudinidae. Gene Ontology annotation, molecular function: protein binding; guanyl-nucleotide exchange factor activity. The record is from RefSeq and is a predicted model, not a curated record.
CGAGGCUGAGAGGGAUUCGGGCUGCGCGUGUGGCGGUGGGGGCCAGGCAGAGGGAGGCGAGGGCUGCGCCGGGCGAUCAGCCGGGCAUCAGGCACAGCCCCUUGCCUCCCGUGUCCUGCUCUCUGAAGGGCUGCGCGCCGCUGCUGCUGUUGCUGCUGGCGGCGGCUUCCCGGGGGCGCGGAGAUCCGCAGGCGAGAGGCUGAGCCCGCUCCCGCUGGCGGGGCUCAAGGAGAAGGCGGACGCAGAGCGGCGGCUCCUCCUGCGGACACAGCGCCGGCUGCAGCCCCGGCCGGCUCAGUCCCCUCUGUCCGGACCAGGCGGAGGAAGCCGAGCACCAGCAAUGGCGGCCCGGAGUCGGAGCCGCUGCGCGCCGCUCUGGCGCUCUCCUGGGCAUCCCUAGCUCCAGGUAGCCGGCUACCAGCGGAGGAGUGGCCCUGCCCGGGGCGUUAUUUAUCCCCCCACCCCGUCUUAAGUUCUCAGCGGAGCAGCCCGGCCAGCGCCUCCCGCCUCCAGCCCCUUCCCAAAGCCGCCAAAGGGUGGCAAGGGCGGGUGGCGUGGUCGGUGGACGGCCAGGCCAUGGAGAGCCCGGCGGAGAACCCCAGCAAGGCGGCGGGCUACCUGAAGGAGCUGAACAAGAUCAUCGAGACGCAGCAGGAGCUGCUGGAGAAGCAGAAGCGGAGGAUCGACGAGCUGGAGCAGCAAGUGUCCAAGUUGUACCACGAAAACGCCUGCCUGCAGGACGAACAUCACAGACAUCUGGCCACAUGCAGGCUGCAACAGGGCAUCCUCCCUGCGUACCCGGCGGGGCCAGGGCUGGCGAUUCUGGGGGCCAUCCAGGAAAACGCACAGCACGAAAAGUCCGAAGGUGAAAGCUCAAGAAGCAUCAGGACCUCGUUGGAAACAAGAAGCAGCAUCUCAACCGAUCCACUAAGUGUUGAAGGCGAAGCUCCAAGUAGUGAAACUGGCACAUCUUUGGAUAGCCCGUCUACUUACCAUCAAGGACCUAUAACCCAUAGUUCGGCUAUAAGCCCAGACCGUUACGACCAUUCUGCUUACGGGCUGUAUGCUGUCUCCCCUGGGCAGCAAAGAUCUCGGAGGCCUAAGCUUCAGCACUCAACAUCAAUACUGCGAAAACAAGCAGAGGAAGAAGCUAUUAAAAGGUCACGAUCGCUUUCUGAGAGCUAUGAACUCUCCUCAGACCUACAAGAUAAGCAGGUGGAAAUGCUAGAACGGAAAUAUGGGGGCCGUCUCAUAACUAGACAUGCUGCUCGUACUAUACAAACAGCUUUUCGCCAGUAUCAGAUGAACAAAAAUUUUGAGCGGCUUAGAAGUUCUAUGUCUGAAAAUCGUAUGUCAAGACGCAUUGUGCUGUCCAAUAUGAGAAUGCAGUUUUCCUUUGAAGGACCUGAGAAAGUCCAUAGCUCCUACUUUGAAGGGAAGCAAGUUUCUCUUACAAAUGAUGGGUCAAAAAUAGGAGCCCUUGUCCAAUCUGAAUGUGGUGACCUCGGAGAUUCAGCCACAAUGAAAUCUCCAGCAGCAUCCACUGAUUUUGCUGAUGCUAUAACAGAACUGGAGGAUGCUUUUUCAAGGCAGGUCAAAUCUCUUGCAGAAUCAAUCGAUGAUGCACUAAAUUGCCGUAGUUUACAUUCGGAUGAAGUCCAGACUCCUGAUCAAGUCAGAAGUCGUGAAAUGGAGAGGGAUAGUUGUAGUCAAAUUAAGCCAGCAAUCCAUAAUGUGGAUCACAGGAAACUUGAUGAGAUGACUGCAUCGUACAGUGAUGUUACAUUAUAUAUUGAUGAGGAAGAGCUAUCUCCACCUCUUCCCCUUUCCCAAUCAGUGGACAGACCGUCUAGCACAGAAUCUGACUUAAGGCUUCGAUCAAGGAACUCUUCUCAAGAGUACUGGUCCAUGACCCACAAGGAUGAUAAGAUAGACACUGAUACAAGCUGCAGGAGCACCCCUUCGCUGGAAUGCCAGGAGCAAAGGAUGAGAAUGGAUCAUCUGCCAUUGCUAACUAUAGAACCACCUAGUGAUAGUUCAGUGGACUUAAGUGAUCGCUCAGAAAGAGGCUCAUUAAAGAGACAAAAUGCGUAUGACCGGGGAAUCACUAGUCAACAAGGAAGCCCGAAACAUAUCCCACAUGGUAUUCCUACCAAGAUUAUAUCCCGAGAAGAACAGGAGGCUAGGCACAAGCCAAGGCCCAUUGAUAGUCACUUAGCAAUUAAUGGCACUGCAAACAGGCAAAGCAAAUCAGAGUCUGAUUAUUCUGAUGGUGACAAUGACAGCAUCAAUAGCACUUCCAAUUCUAACGAUACAAUAAAUUGCAGCUCUGAGUCCUCUUCUAGAGACAGCCUAAGGGAACAAACCUUAAGCAAACAAACGUACCAUAAAGAAACUCGGAACAGCUGGGAUUCGCCUGCCUUCAGUAAUGAUGUUAUCAGAAAACGCCAUUACAGGAUUGGACUGAAUCUUUUUAAUAAAAAACCUGAAAAAGGAGUCCAGUACCUAAUUGAAAGAGGUUUCGUGCCAGACACUCCAGUUGGUGUCGCCCAUUUUCUCCUGCAAAGGAAAGGACUAAGCAGACAGAUGAUUGGAGAGUUUUUGGGCAACCGACAGAAGCAGUUCAACCGAGAUGUAUUGGACUGCGUUGUGGACGAGAUGGACUUCUCAGCAAUGGAACUGGAUGAAGCACUCAGGAAAUUUCAGGCUCAUAUCCGUGUUCAAGGAGAAGCUCAGAAAGUAGAACGACUCAUUGAAGCUUUUAGCCAGCGAUACUGUAUCUGCAAUCCCGGCGUUGUGAGACAGUUCCGAAAUCCUGAUACCAUCUUCAUCCUAGCUUUUGCAAUCAUAUUGUUAAACACAGACAUGUAUAGCCCAAAUGUGAAACCAGAACGCAAGAUGAAGCUUGAAGAUUUUGUUAAGAAUCUAAGGGGCGUAGAUGAUGGUGAAGAUAUCCCACGAGAGAUGCUGAUUGGAAUAUACGAGCGAAUCCGCAAACGGGAACUGAAGACAAACGAGGAUCAUGUAUCCCAGGUCCAAAAGGUCGAAAAACUCAUUGUAGGAAAGAAACCAAUUGGAUCUCUACAUCAUGGACUUGGUUGUGUUCUCUCUUUACCCCACCGGAGACUUGUCUGCUACUGUAGGUUGUUUGAAGUUCCAGACCCAAAUAAACCUCAGAAGCUUGGUCUGCACCAGCGAGAAAUAUUUUUAUUUAAUGACCUCCUUGUGGUUACCAAGAUCUUUCAAAAGAAGAAGAAUUCGGUCACGUAUAGUUUUCGACAGUCCUUUUCCCUCUAUGGAAUGCAAGUUCUUCUUUUUGAGAAUCAGUAUUAUCCGAAUGGCAUUCGGCUUACAUCAGCUGUUCCUGGAGCAGAUAUCAAAGUCCUAAUAAAUUUCAAUGCACCCAAUCCUCAGGAUAGAAAGAAAUUUACGGAUGACUUGAGAGAGUCUAUUGCAGAAGUUCAAGAGAUGGAAAAGCACAGAAUAGAGUGUAAGUACAAAGCUGAGCUAGAAAAACAGAAAGGUGUGGUGCGUCCAAGCAUCUCCCAGUGCUCCAGCCUUAAAAAAGAAUCUGGCAAUGGGACGCUGAACAGAGCCUGCCUGGAUGACAGCUAUGCCACUGGGGAGGGACUGAAAAGGAGUGCACUCAGCAGCUCCCUCAGAGACCUUUCUGAAGCUGGCAAGCGUGGGCGUCGCAGCAGUGCAGGAUCGCUAGACAGCAAUAUGGAAUUUCAGCAUUUUGAGCCACUGCAAGGACUUUACACCUUAAUGGUAGAAACAAAGGAACCACAACUGCAAAACUCCACCAGCUAAAAUGCAAAACUUGAAGGAGGAAAUAAAAAGAAGUUCCAGUGUGAGAUGGGUAAAAAGAAUCGGAAAAAAACCAGAUUUAUCUGUUUAUUUGAACAAUACAAAUAUACAGUAGCGUUGUGUAAGGAAAGGAUGAACUUUCUGUAUUCGGUUACUCUUGGUAUCUUUAAUUUGUUUUUUCCUCUCCCCGUUUCAUGCAAUUGAUAUAAUACCAGCAAAACUGCAAACUGAGCACUUUGUUAAUCUCCAUAAAGAGCAAAUACAGCAAUCUAGAGUUUAGCCUUUUGCUAAAAUCUGUCCAUGUUUGUUUCCCCCGUGUGCAAUAUCUUUGAUCUCUUUUGCUCCUAUAAAUUAAUCUUACAUGAAAUGAGAAUAACAUGAAUAUUUUUAAUAUCAUUCAAGGUAUCCUAAAUUCUGUGUUUUACCUUAUGAAGGCUGAUCUGGGCCCUUGGAGGCUCUGUUCCUUGCAGUUUAAAAAAUAUUAUUCUUAUAAGGGAAAGUAGAAUUGUCUGCAUGUCAUCUAACAUUAAUAGUGUGAGGCUACACUCUACGUAUUGUAUAUUUGCAAAAUACAUCAGUGUUACUGUUGAUAUUAGUUGAAGUAAAGGGAUACAUAUUUAAAUGUGUCGACUUUUCUUCAUACCUGUGUACCAAUAGUAGAGUCUAAGUGUAAUUUAUAGGUUGUUCCAGAAAAGAUAAAGAUACCAUUCGGGUACAAAAGUCUUUCUGAAACUGCAUCUUUUAAUGAAAACUGAGGUGAAAAUGCUCCUCUUCAUCGCAUACUAUGUUUUCUGCGCUUACUCUGUGUGCAGAAUUAUUGAUGUCCGUGAAAGUGCUGUGUGCUGAACAAGUGCAAAAUAUGUACUGGAGAUCUACGUUGCGCCAUGGAGAGGAAGAUUUGGCCCCAGAUAUGUUAUUUAGUUAGCAUGCAAUGCCUUAAGUAUUUUAGCACUGAAAUAUUUCAAAUUUGUUUGGUUUGGUUUCACAUCACCCCUUAGGUUCUUUUAAGAAAAGUGUAACAACCAGUAGCCUUAGAUUUACACUGUGGGCCAGGUUUUAAUUUUGCCAGGUGCAACUGAUGAUGUGCAAAAGUUGUCACAAAUUUUGUACAUGCAAGAAACCAUUUGUGCAUGAUUUCUCUCUCUCACACACACACACACACACACACACAUAUAUUGGGGAGGCGGAUGAGUGCCUACUUAGUGGGCACACUAAUUCCAUAUGGAAAAUGAGAGGUCAUCUUGUGGCUGCUGAAGUAUUGGGUCCUUUAAGAGCACAAUAUUUGAAAACUUUCUCAUAGUUUAAAAUCAUUGAGAAGAGACACAGAAUGCUCGUUAUUUCUUUCUUUUUUGAACUAACUACCUUUAACAAACGUCUUGGUGUCGGCAUAAGUCUUAAGAACCUUACUACUACUACUACUUUAGGAAGCAGCCUAACGUGUCGGAAUACAUCUUGAGAUUAAUAGUUGCAUAGAACACCAUAGAUCACUCCGAGAAUGAGAAGAUGACAGUAUUCUGUUACUGUGUGCUGUUGGAGAAAAUGAAAUAGACGUUGAAAAGUUUUAGUCCUAUUUCCUUAUUGAUUAAAAAUUAGCAUAGAUCAGUACCGGGGACCAUGUUUCUCUGUUCCCAUGAAUAAUGUGGCUAAAUAAUAAUGUCAGUUUGAAAGAAUGAAAGGGAAACCUAAAGACUGCAGAUCACAAAAAACAAAAACCACAAAUCUUUUCUGGGACAACAGUCAAAUAUGUAUUUGGGUUUUUUUUUAAUUUUUUUAAGUUAAUGAAAUGUACAACAAUGUAAAAAAACAAAGUUCAUCCUGAUAUAAUGUAUGUCUUGUAUUACUAAAAAGAAGUCUUCAAACAUACAGUGUAGAAUGAUUUUCCCAUCAUGUACUGCAUGCAGCAGAAGCUUCUUGUUUCUUGAUAAAAUGAGCUGAAAGACAGUCAGCAGAUAUUUAAACAAUGAAUCUCUAGAUGUUGACUUGCUGUUCCAAAUGAAGCUGUGUGUUUUCUGCAGUUAAGCAUGCAUUUUGCUGUUUCCGUUGUAAAAUAUCAUUGCACUUGUUGCCUGCAAAAUGAGUUAUUGUGUAUAUAGUUAAAAGAAAAAUUAAACGAAUAACAAGAUUAAAUCUGGGGCGAGGGGAAAAGGAUGUUGGAAAUGGGACCAAGUAGGGGGAGAAUAGAUAAUUCUCUAAAUUGUAUAUAGUGUGUAAAUUAGUAUUACUAUAAGUCUGCAGUCACUUUAAGGUUGCAUACAGUACCUAUCUCCUGCUAGGAACUUUAAUCCAGUUUUGAGUUGUAUUAAUCUGUUAGAAUUAGGUCUUGAAUGCAGACUGUUAAAGACUUCAGGAAAGAUCAUGCUCACAAGAAGCUUCUGUUCUGGGGAGGCUCAAGACCCAUUUUGUAAUUGCAGGGAAGAAAGGAGUGCUUUCAUUUUAAUAUGCAUUCUGUUUGUAAGUAGUAACAGGCCCUAUCAAUGUAAAAUGUAACUGUGAUCAUGUGGAGAAAUCAAAUAAAUCAUUUAAAACUC